AUUAUCAUUGUUAUUAUUAUCAUUAGUGAUAUUAACCAGAAGCUUUAGUCAUAGGAUCAUUAAAGAUUUACAAACAAGGUGAAUUAAUUUACUUUACAUAGGUUAAUUGUCUUGGAGCUGCCGCUAGUUUGACCAAUCAGAAUAAUGGAUCACGAUGAGGAUAUCAAUGAUAGAGAUUGCGGUCUUGUUGAAUCUGAUGAAGAAACUCGAAUGGCUGAAAAGGAAUUAGCUGAGGAUGCACAAUGGAAAAUAUUUCAGAAAAACACUUUCACGCGCUGGGCGAAUGAGCAUCUAAAAAAAACUGAUUUCAUUAUUGAAGAUUUAGAGACUGAUUUGAGUGACGGCCUUCGUCUAGUUGCUCUUGUUGAAGUCUUAUCUGGACAUAAGUUUCGACACAUCAACAAAAGACCAACGUUCAGAACUCAAAAGCUUGAAAAUGUAACUACUGUUUUAAGAUAUCUGGAAGAAACUGAAGGCUUGCGUCUCAUCAGUAUAGACAGCAGCCAUAUUGUUGAUUGCAACCUAAAGCUCAUACUUGGUUUAAUCUGGACCCUCAUUUUACAUUACUCUAUAUCUGUACCUCUAAUUGCAGAUGAAGAGAACGUUCUCCAAGAUGAUAGAAACCAAACUCAAGGUCCUAAACAGCGUUUGCUCAGUUGGGUCAAACAAAAAUUACCAAUAAUCCCAAUUCGAAAUUUCACUACAGAUUGGAAUGAUGGUAUAGCUAUUGGAGCUCUCGUUGAUGCUUGUGCUCCUGGACUUUGUCCGGAUUGGACUCACUGGGAUCAGCAAAAUCCUUUGCGUAAUGCCACGGAAGCUAUGACAGCUGCAGAUGACUGGUUAUCCAUCCCCCAGUUAAUUCGGCCAGAAGAAAUGAUUGAUCCCAACGUUGAUGAAAAGUCGAUGAUGACUUAUAUUAGCCAGUUUCCCAAUGCUUGUUUAAAAGAGGGUGCACCACUGCGAGCUAAACUAAAUCCUUCGAAAGUACGCGCAUAUGGUCCAGGCUUGGAAUCAAAUGAAAAUAGAAUUGGUAUACCGGCUAAAUUCUAUGUAGAAACCGCUAAUGCUGGCAGAGGUCAGUUAGAAGUACUUGUAAUCAAUUGCAGAGGUGUCAGAGAAACGUGUGAAGUGAUUUUCGACAAUGAAACAAAUCAAACUUACUCAUGUGUAUAUGAACCACGUUUAGAAGGUGAAUAUCGUAUAGUCAUAAAGUAUGGUGGACAUGAGAUACCUAAUUCACCUUUUCGUGUUAAUGUCAAGGGAAUAUUUGUAGACCCAAGUAAAGUAACUGUAAGCGGUCCAGGACUACAAAAUUCAGAACUCAAUUGUGUUGGUCGACGUACUCAUUUUAAUGUACAUACCCAUAAUGCUGGAAAUGGAAUAGUAGACUGUUACAUUGUUGAUCCACACGGCAGAACUGAUACUGUCAAACCACGUAUUACUUGCCCCGGUGGUGAUGCAUGUUUUAUUGUUGAAUAUACACCAAAAGAAGUUGGUGUCCAUCAAGUAUUUGUACAGUUUGCGGAGAAGCAGAUACCUAACUCACCGUUUCAAGUUGAAAUAGCUCCUAGAGAGUCUGGUAAAGCUGCAGCAAUCGCUGCUCUUUCAGCAGUUAUACAAAAUUCAACAUUCAAUCAAAGUGCCAAGCAAUCUUUGCAUAGUGAAGUACCGGGAAUAAACAACACUGCAAGACAGAAUGGUUUUCAUGAAAAUCCUGAUGUUGUUCUUGUGGAAACAUUUGAUAAUAUGAAAGUAAAAAAUGGAAAUGUCUCAUCUGAUUCUUUAUCGAUGAAUUCAUCUGAAGGUAAACAUGAAAAGAAACAGUUGAUUGAUAAUCCUGUCAAAGAAGAAUCAUUUAUACACGAAAUAAUUGAAGAAGUUCAUCCUGAGUUAGCUUAUGCUACUGGAAGAGGUAUACAAGCUCGUGGUAUACGUGUACAAGAUCGAGUGAAAUUUUCUGUUCACACUGAACGAGCUGGUGAUCAAGCUCCACUUUCAGUUACAAUGACUCGUGCAGACGGUCAAAGUGAACCCGUGGAAAUUCAUCAGAUUGAUAAAUUUUUAUGGGAUUGCUUCUACAGUCCACAGCGACCUGGGAAGUACACACUUAAUGUACGAUAUGGCAAUGGACAUAUUCAACAUAGUCCUUAUACUAUUGUUGUAGGUCCACAUAAGAAAUCUGCUAUUCGCGCUUUUGGACCAGGUUUAGAAGGCGGUGUUGUCAAUCAUCCCAAUUUAUUUACAAUCGUGUGCAAUGGAGAUGGUGCUGGAUUAGGUUUUUUGAUUGAGGGGCCCAGUGAGGCUAAAGUACUGUGUCAAGACAAUGGAGAUGAUUCUGCUCAAGUAACCUAUACGGUUUCACAACCUGGUGAAUAUGCAGUUCAUGUUACAUGUUUCGAUGAAGAUAUCCCUGGAUCACCAUAUAUGCCUAUAAUAACUCCUUGUCUUGAAGAUAUUCAUCCUAACAAGUUGCGUGUUUAUGGUCCUGGAGUUGAAAAAAUGGAUCUUAGUAUCGGUCGUUCUACGGAAUUUUAUAUUGAUGGUCUACAGGAUGCUGUUCCUCCUCAACUUUCACAUUCCCUGAAGGAUUCUCUGUUGCAUGUAGAUUGCCAUGAUACUUCAGGGAAUCCAGUGCCUGUCCAAUCUAGUAUACGUUCUGAUGGCACUGUAGUUUGUACGUACAAACCUAUGUCUCCCGGGACUCAUACCGUAUAUGCUUCAAUAGCCGGUAUAUCUCUCAAAGGUUCACCAUUCAGGGUAACCGUUGCUCCAGAAAUUCAACCAGAUAAAAUGAAAUUAUGGGGCCCAGGUUUACAAAGCGCUACCAGAAAAAAACCAGCUCAUUUUUUCAUUGAUCCUCAAGAAGUGUUUUCCGGUGAAAAUGAAAUUGAACUAAUGGCUAACAAUCCAGUUUCUGUUAAUAUUGUAAAUGAUCAAGGUCAUACGAUUCCAACACGUUUAAGUAAACAAUCCGAUAAUACUGUUCGUAUUGACUAUACACCAACUUCAUUAUGUACAAAUGUGCAUAUAACACCUUUAAUAGGUGGUACACCUGCAAAAUCCUCUAUACAUGUACCCGUUGCAUGUGGCUUUGAUAUUUCAAAAAUCAAAGUUCAAAAUUUAGAUACAAAAGUUCAUAAAGCUUCCUACGUCAAGUUCACUGUGGAUGCAUCGGCUAUUGAUGCACACUCUGAAGGAACUGUCACAGCUGUUCUUACUGGUCCAGAUAAUGGAAAAUCAGCCUGUCAAGUGUUAAGCAAUAAAGAUGGAACAUAUGUUUGUAAUUAUACUCCAUUGGAAGAAGGUCAACAUAAAAUACAUGUAAAUUAUGAUGGUUUACCAGUACCAGGAAGUCCCUUUCAUAUUAAUGUUGUUCCUGGUUGUGACCCGAAUCGUGUAAAAGCCUAUGGUCCUGGUUUAGAAAAUGGACCCCAUUUAAAGCCUGGUGUCCAGACAAGUUUCACGGUAGAUUUAACUGGAGCUGGACAAGGUGGUUUAGGUUUAGCUGUUGAAGGUCCAAGUGAAGCACCGAUCGACUGUCAAGAUAAUCGUAAUGGUACAUGUACUGUUUACUAUACACCAUCUGUUUAUGGUUCUUAUGCUGUAUAUGUACGAUUCAAUGAUGUAAAUGUUCCAGGAAGUCCAUUUAAUGUAAAUGUUAAUCCAAAAGUUGAUCCUAACCAAGUUAGAUGCUAUGGUUCCGGUUUAGAAUCUGGUUUAUUACGUGCUGGAUGGCCAGCCUACUUUACUGUGGAUACAAAAAAUGCUGGUGAUGCACGCCUAAAGGUUAUGUAUACUCCUAAACCUGGUGGAGAAUUACGCCCUGCAAUUGUCCAACCUUUUGGUGGAGGAUCAGAAAAAGACUCAACUCAACAACAUUAUUAUAAGGUUACAUAUACUCCUGAAACAGAUGGUCCUUGUCGAAUUGAAGUUACAUAUGAUGAUGUUCAUGUUCCUGGCUCACCAUAUGUUGUGAAAAUAAGAAAAGCAUCUGAACCGAAUCUUGUUCGUGUUCUAGGUGCAGGUAUUAAAGGUCCUGUCCUUGCCAGUCUACCGGCAACUUUUACAGUUGAUGCUCGUGAAGCUGGUAUGGGAGAUUUAACUUUAGGAAUUACUGAUCCUAAAGGACAAUCUGUCCCAGUUCGAGUUGUAUCAGUGCCUGUAGAUAGUGAAUCUGUUGCUACUAAUGGAGUAGUUCCAUCUGUAACAAGUUUAGCCUCUGGUGAUGUUAGUGAUACGGGAUUAUUAUCUUGUACUUAUGAACCAUAUUUAAUUGGACCCCAUAAUAUUCACGUUAUGUUUGCUGAUUCUGAAGUGGUUGAUAGUCCAUUCACUGUUCACAGUGUAGCUACCGGUCGAGCUGAUUUAUGUGAAAUUAAAAGUGGUAUAAAGAAAGUUAUACCAGUUGGUAAAGAAAAUGUCAUUAAAGUGGAUACUUCAUUGGGUGGUAAAGGUCGUUUGACUUGUCAAGUUAUUCAGCAUCCAAUUAAACAAUCUUCAUCUACGGCUACUCUUCUCCCGGUUGAAACAGAACAAAAUGGUGACGGUACUACAUGUGUGUAUUAUACACCAACACAAUUAAGUGAAUUAAAUGUGGAAUUGCGUUAUGGUGGUCAACUGAUUCCUAAUGGUGAAUUUGUUCAGAAAGUAGUCUCUCCUGAAGAUAUUGUAGAUGAAAAUUCACAUUCAAAUAUGUACCGACCUGUUGUAUUUCGUCUACCAGCUCCUCGAAAUAAAGCAAACAUUGAAGCCAUUGUAUUACGUCCAUCAGGUUUGCAACAACAAGUUCCAGUUAAAAUUAAUGAUGAUGAAACAAUCACUAUAACAUAUGAUCCUGUUGAACAUGGAAUGCAUGAAUUACGUAUAAAUGUUCAUUCACCGGUAAAAUCUGGUUCACCAGAUAGUACAAUCUCUAUGCCAUUACAAGGUAGUCCAUAUAAAUUUUAUGUGGAUAUUACUGGUACUGGUCGAAUUACUGCAUAUGGUCCUGGUCUUAGUCAUGGAAUAACUUCUCAAUUAGCUGAGUUUACUAUUGUUACUAAAGAAGCUGGUGUUGGUGGUUUGUCGGUGUCUGUAGAAGGUCCUUCCAAAGCGGAAAUACAAUGUGUGGAGAAUGCUGAUGGUACUUGUAGUGUCAGCUAUUUACCACUUGCACCUGGUCAGUAUACAAUAACAAUUAAAUUUGCAGAUGAGCAUAUACCUGGAUCACCAUUUAUCGCUAAAAUCACAGGUGAUCUAUUGAAACGUUCUCAAGUGAGCAUGGGUGCACCAAGUGAUAUCGCUUUGGAAGCUGUUGAUGAAGAUAUUGCCACUUUAACAGCUAGUGUUCACAGUGCAUCUGGUCGAGAAGAGCCAUGUGUAUUGAAAAGUUUGCCUAAUAAUCGUUUAGGUAUCUCAUUCACUCCUAAGGAGGUCGGUGAACAUCUGGUUAGUGUAUUUCAAGCAGGAAAGCAUAUAGCCAAUAGUCCAUUUAGAAUUCGUGUUUCUGAAAAAGAAAUCGGUGAUCCACGACGUGUACGUGUUAGUGGACCAGGUUUAAUAUCUGGUUUAUCCAAUAAACCUAAUCAAUUCACAGUGGAUACACGUGAUGCCGGUUAUGCUGGUUUAAGUCUUUCUAUCGAAGGUCCAAGUAAUGCAGAUAUAGAAUGUCACGAUAAUAAUGAUGGUACAUGUACUGUUAUCUACACUCCAACGGAACCUGGUCAAUAUGCUAUCAAUGUAAAGUAUGCUAAUGUUCAUGUCCCGAAUAGCCCAUUCUGUGUUGAUAUUGGUGGAGAACCUUCAAUGAAAAUGAUGGAACGAAUUACUAGACGACGUGAAGCUUCAAAAGUUACAUGUGUUGGCAGUCGAUGUGAAUUAAGUCUACGGCUUACAGAUACAAAUCCAAAUGAUUUAUCUGCUACAAUCACUUCACCUUCUGGUCAUACUACUCGUUGUGAAAUUGUUCCCAUUGAUAAUGAACAUUAUAGCAUUAAGUUUAUACCACAAGAAAUGGGUGAACAUUUAGUAACUGUUAAACAUAAGGGAAUUCAAAUAUCAGGGAGUCCAUUCCACUUUACCGUUGGUCCAAUCAUUGAUGGUGUAGCUAACAAAGUUAGAGCAAUCGGUUCUGGUCUUCAAGAGGGCUGGACGCAUAUUACUAAUGAAUUUUCAAUAUAUACACGUGAAGCAGGCGCUGGAACAUUGUCAAUUGCAAUGGAAGGUCCUAGUAAAGCAGAAAUUGAUUGCGAUGAAAGACGCGAUGGUUCUUCAGCUGUACUAUAUCGUGUUACUGCACCAGGCACAUACAUCUGCUCACUUAAGUUCAAUGAUGAACACAUUCCUUGUUCUCCAUUCCGUAUACAUGUUUCUGACUCCACACAAACUAGACGUAUAGCAUCGUACAUUCUACCUUCUCGUACCGCUGAUGUUCACUCUGCUCGCAGUACAUCCAGUAAAGAAGAAACACUUCGAAUUGGACGUCCAAUAGCCUUCACUGUACAUCAUGUUGAAACUCCUGGGUAUAUUUUAAAAGCCAAAGUAUCAACUCCCUCAGGUACUCAUGAAGAUGCUAUUGUCCAACCUAUUGACCCAGAUCAAUUUGUAAUCCGUUUUGUUCCACGUGAAGGCGGUCCACAUUUAGUUCAUGUUCAUUCUGUGCCUAUAAAGGAUUCAAAUAAAGCUGAUUGGAGUUUUGGUCCAAAUUCAUUGUAUAAAUCAAUUCAAGGUUCACCUUUCCGCCUUGUAGUUAGUCAGCAUGCUGCUGAUCCAGGUAUGGUAUGCGCCUCUGGAGAAGGAUUACGUAAAGGAAAAGUUGAUAUGAAGAAUUCCUUUUUCGUUAAUACUACUAAUGCUGGUUGUGGUGUAUUAAAUGUCACAGUCGAUGGACCAAGUAAAGCAACUGUUACUAGUCAAGAACAUGAUGAAGGUUAUGCAUUUUUCUAUACACCAACUGUCCCUGGUAUUUAUGAAAUAACUAUUAAAUAUGGUGGUAAUUUUCAUAUAAGUGGUUCACCAUUUCGAGUUGAAGUUACAGGAACGCCUAGAUCAGAAGUUACUGAUUCUCGUUCGGAAGAUCGUCAAUCAAAUGUUACUUUAGAAACUGUUGGUAAAACAAUGACAGGAGUAUCAGCUUCAGCUGAACUAGAAAAUCACUGCUCAGGAUCUCAUCCUGAAUUAGUCACUUGUCAAGGACUUGGUUUAAAAUAUGCAGAACGUGAUCGUCUGAAUUGUUUUAAUGUUGAUGCAAGCCAAGCAGGUAAUGAUGUUCUACUUAUUGGUAUCUGUGGUCCGAAACAAGCAUCUGAAGAAGUGGUCGUCAAACAUUUAUCCAAUAAUCAAUACACUGUAUCAUAUCGUGUAUUUCAUAGUGGUAAACACUUUUUAGUAAUUAAAUGGGGUGAUCAAGAUAUACCAGGUAGCCCAUUCGUGAUUGAUAUCCCUUAGAAACACAAUUACAAACUGUUUACAAUAAUAAUAAUAAUGAUAAAAUCAGCGUAAAUAAAAUAAUUAAUUUAAUUAACGGAAUCAUUUCACGUAGAUAAAUAUGUUUAUCUAUGCGUGUGUGUAUGUGUAUGUGCUAUUUUUGUGUAUCUUCUUAAAUUGUCAAUUUCUUGAUGCCUCUCAUAUACUUGUUUCUUGUUUAAAUUUCCUUAUUUACGAAAAUAAAACUGCACAAAUUUUGCUUGCCAUCAUUAGCCAUAUUAGUCAGUUACAUACACACUCGAAAAUGCAGAAUAUUCAUCAAUAUUGUAUCGUUGUUUUUUUCAUUUUAAAAAAAUAUCAAACAACUGUGAAGUGCCUUUCUGCAUAAAAAAUGUUGCCUGUUCUCUUCACUGUCUGCCUUAUUAUUAUUGUUAUCACUAUCGUUACUAUAAUUAAGGUUUGUACAAACCAAAUGUCUACCAUUCAAAUAUUAUUCCUUUUUUUAUUUUUCGUAUACACUUAAUAAAUCUUCUUUAUGUUGCCAUACACACAUACACACCUUACGGGUAUUAAAUUCAAUCUUUUUUCUGUCUGAUCAUUCAACAUACAACAUGAGAUCAGUUUGAUUCUUCUAUUUGUUUCUGAUUUUGACGACAAAGUCGAAUGAUUUAUAUGUGUAAUUCUCAAUUUUAGAAUAAAUUGGUAUUAUUAAU
Messenger RNA from Schistosoma spindalis, 8117 nucleotides. Lineage: Eukaryota; Metazoa; Platyhelminthes; Trematoda; Strigeidida; Schistosomatidae. The record is from the annotation of a GenBank genome assembly.